AUGGCUUCUGGUGACGAGAUACCAGCUAAAAAUCAAAAGGAACAAAGCAAAGAAGAGGUAAGAAGUCGAAGACUCCAUCUAAAUUUAUUGGGGUAAAUUAAGAGGGGUUUUAUUCCGCGAAAUUUAGGGUUUAUCCGUCAAGAAAAGUUACUGAACUACGACUCCAUUUCACGCAAACAGGUCAAUUUUUGAAACUAUAUUUCGUUUAUUUGCGACAGUAAUAGUACGUUGACUAUGUAAUGCAUUAAAACUUAAAAAGUUUUUUGGGAUGUCUCAUUUUAUUUCCCAACUUCAGAUAAAAUUUCGACCGCUUUCUCGAUAUUUUGCAACGACUAUCUAGGUGCUUUUAAAAUAUGUUUCACCCAAGUCAGCGAGAUCUAUUGAUAAGCCUAAUUUGUGAGCGUCAUUAUUCGUUUAGUUCGUGUUAUUUUAAUUGUCUGAACAACCAGAUAAAGAUCUUCUUUACGAAAUUGCAGCUACCUUUGUUGGGAGAAAGUAAUUUUAAUCGUGAUAUAUCGGAUCAAACACUAUUGAAACCCAUAUACAAUUCGCGUUACAUAAUUAACCGUACGUUAUGUCUCAAUUUUUUUCGUUGUCAUUUGAGAGAUUUUGGUUAUUACAUGAUUCAUGUUUUUGAAAUUACUGUCCAACCUAACUGUUUUGCACAGGAAAGAGUCUGGGUCAUUAGUUAUAAAGUGUCUUAUCUUGUGUGAUCUGCUGCCAGGCUACGUGUAGGUAUAUUAAGUCAAUAAACUCUUACGGUGCAUGGCUUAGAGGAUAAUGUCAACGAAAAGUGGGUUAUUCAAAAAUGAAAUGGAAAAAACGAGCUGAUUGAAAAGCAGUCUUUCAGGCAAGGGCAUUAUUAAGUCAAAAUCAAAUUGUCUUUUCUAAUCCUUCCUCUAUCAUGUUGAUAUUCUCAGUCACUUCUUAAAUGGCUGGAAUAUCUCAAUUAGCCCAACAAACUUGAAACAGAAAUAGGAAGGGGAAAGUGGUGUAUGUUAAGCAGUCAAAGAGAUAUUGUUAUUGACUGAAGUUUACUCAACAAUAAUGAAAAAAAAGACCUUAUGUGUUUUCUAAUAACAAGCUUGAUUUAAGUUAAGGGAGCACUCAGAAUUUUUUCCUCUCUAACAUUUCGUUCUCCCCUGAUCAGUGAUAGGCAAGUGGGAAUGCUUCCUUAGUUUGAUGUAGGUUUUAAGCAGUAACUGAUUCUCAGUAAACAAAAGGUAGCAGUUUUGUGUACUGAGCCUGUACAAAGAUGAUUACCCUUUUGUAGAGAUAAGUUGGUCCACUUUUUUGUAAAGGCAUGAUAUUUCUUAGAAAGGAAGAGGGAAAAGCCAUCUAGACUAAUUUUUUUUGCCAUAAAUCUUCUGACAUUGUUUUGCUGUUAUGAUAGGUACAUGAUUCAUUACUGCAUGCAACAGUUUGUUGCAUCAAGCAAAGCUUACAGCUUGGGUACCCAAACCGAACUCAAAGAUUCUCAAUGGAAAUAUUGAGUGAGCAAGUUUGCAUACUCUAAUGGAUUUUUUUUUUAAAGCAGGAGAAAGCCAAAGAUGGACAAUCAACAGAAGAUGGAGCAUCAGCUCCUGUGCCUUCAUAUGUAAAACAUCCAUUGCAAAAUAAAUGGGCUUUGUGGUUUUUCAAAAAUGAUAAGACAAAAUCCUGGCAAGAUAAUCUUCGCCUUGUAACUUCUUUUGAUACUGUAUCCUUUACCAUAAAUCUUCUGACAUUGUUUUGCUGUUAUGAUAGGUACAUGAUUCAUUACUGCAUGCAGCUGUCUCUUAUUUUUUCUGUAAGUGAAACAGGUUUUGUUAUUAUUAUGAUUUAUGUUUCAUUAUUAUUAUUAUUAUUAUUGUUAUCUCUUCUAUCACAGUCUUUGCUGGUGUUCUUUUUGUGCAUCAGCCAGGCGCAAACCAUGCACCUAGGGCAUUAGUCACUUAAGUCAGUCAUUUUGUUUGUACACUAAGCACAUUUCUGAGGAUUUACACAGAUCCCAGCAUGCAGAUCUUUUAAAUCUCUCACAGUAGCUGCUUCUGAUACUUUCUUUUUGUUUUCCGCCAUCCCCUUCUUUACUGUACCAAGCACACCAACAACCACAGGGGUCACUAUGGUUUUCAUAAUUGCCACAUUCUCUGUAUUUCAAUUCUAUAGGUCUUUGUUCUUGCUUUUCUUCUCCAUUUCCUUGAGAACGAUGCAACAGUCAUAUCAAGCAGUUUGGAGGUGAAAUUCACUGAAUCUUUAACUAUGAUGUCUGGUCUUUUUGCUGUUAUAGUUCUGUCAGUAUUGACCAGUAUGUUCAUAUGAUGGUGAUGUUGUUGUCUUUAUUGUGCAUAACAGUCUCUGGCUCAUGUUGGUACCAUUUGUUUGUAAUUUCGACAUCAUGAUCUUUACAGAUGCUUCAAUGGAGAUAUGCAGCAGCAUUAUUGUGCCUAGAGAUGUACUCUGUUUUAGGUAAUACCUCACAUCCAAAUAUAGUAUGGUCCACUGUCUCUUCAUAUUGCAAACACAUUCUGCAUUUGCUCUCAACUUGCUGGCCACAGAAUAACUUUCUGGUAGUUUCUGGUGUUUAUUGCCUGGUCUUGAGCUGCAACAAGUAGUCCUUCUGUGUCUCCCUUCAGAUUACUUGAAAACCAUUUGUUGGUGGUGACUGUGUCUACAUGAGGCUUCUCUAGAAUCCUGGGAUACUGGCCAUGCAAUGCUUUGUUUUUUCCAUUUCUUUCAUGGGUUUCAUCUUAUUAUUAUUAUUAUUAUUAUUAUUAUUAAUGUAUUAUUAUUAUCAUCAUUCUUAUUAUUAUUUAGAAAAUUUCAGUUAUUGUUAUCCACGAUAUCUUGUUUUCUUCAUCUUGGAGUGGAAUAUUUUAGUUAUAUUCUUCAAUUUUGAAAACUUGUGUCUGGUUUAAACGAUUGUCUCAAACUGUAAUUCAUUUCGCACGAGAGAUCGUGUCAAUUUUUUUCAGAGACUUAUGAAAAGAUAACUUCCACAAAGACAAACAGAGAGUUCUUUAAAAAUCAACUUAUCUAUAUUGUUUAGGCCUUUUGAAGGCUGGCUGCCCUUUGGGGAUUUGUCUGGUGCCCUUCAUCUGGUGCAUUGCAUCUGGUGCACUGCAUCAAGAUGGCACACUUGGAGAAAAAAUUAAUUUGGAACUAUCCCACUUCUUGGGAAAGUUCCAAGGACAAAAUAUCCUUCAAUGUUUUCAUGUUAAGUGGUGACCACUUAUGUACAGUGUAUUACAAACAGUAUAAUGUGCAAAAACAAAAAGUAACUAAACCAAUCAGUUGCUUUUAUGUGUACUGUGCAGGUGCAUUGUACAUUUUUCAACAAACCAUCAUUUUCCUGUGUGUUCAUUAGAGGAAUAUCUUAUUAAUUUGUCUUAUAAACUGUUUCCCUUGACUUGUUCCUUUAUUGACUAUCAAAAAGGUCGAGGAUUUUUGGGGGUAAGUUGGUGUUUAGUUUGUUCACUUUACAAUUUUAGACAUCUUUUAAAGACAUUUCAGAACUUGACAUUUAUCUCUCUGAAACUGGUUGUGAAAACAGCCCUAGAACUAAACCAUAUGCUUUUUUCAAUGGUACACACAUUACACAUAUAAAUAAAUUGUGUGCAUCAUAGGGUAAUUUGCUCUUAACAACUGAGUUGAAUACGUAAAUUGGCCACCAUAAAGAGUUUAAAGGUUGAUGUUUUGAGUGUUAGCCCUUCAUCAGAGCAAUUCUCUCCCACCAACGCAGCACCACAGUUUCUUUGGAAACUUACCCCCUUUGUGUCAUGGUAUGAUUCAUCAGUUAGGAUCAGGCCAUAGCAAUUAAGUGAUCUGCUCAUCUUGAAAAAUUGCCUUGCUUUGCAAUUUCCCAGGUCAAUUGGAUCAUCAAGUUUAUUUUCUGCAAUAAUUUUUCGAUAAUCACUCACUAACAGUUAAGGUUUGCUUUGGGAAGCCAUCUGCCAUUUUGGAUGGACCAGUGUGGGCACAAUUAAAUGGUUUUUGCAAAAUAUAAAUUGCAGACAAACACUGUUUGAGGUCUGUAUUGUACAUUACAGACUAAGGUUUCUUUUUUUCGGCUUGAAUUUAUGGGUGCACAGGCUAUAAAUGGGAAACAACAAAGUUUGGUAACUUACAGUAUGAACCAAGAAUACAAGGUUAAUAACAUCAUUAUUUUAUCUCUGGGUUCAAAUAGAUGGGAGGAUUUCAAUUCAAGCAGUCUUUUAAAUUUAGCAGGCUGCACAACGAAAUUCAACCUCUAAAUUGACUAAUCAUAGCACACAUACAGCAGAGAGAUACGAUAUUGUCAUUUACUACUGAAAAUUUUCUUUUGCCAUUUUUUAAAAACUUUCCUGAUUUUCUUCACCAGGGUAUAUAACCAUAUUCAAGCUGCUAGCAAAUUACAGUCUGGAUGUGAUUAUUCAUUGUUUAAGGUAUACAAUUUGGGUGUUGCAUGUCUAUUCCUCUGGUUGGUCUACAGUAUCAUUUCUUUUGGUUGAUUAUUGAUUUAUUCAUGAAUAUCUUUUUUAGUUUUGUUUAUGUGCUACUUUCUCAUUCAUUUGUUGGUCUGUUUAUUCAUUCUCUAUUCACUCAAGUUGUUCAAUUUACAUGAUCAAAUAUGUCCUUACAUUUAAAUUGCUUCAAGCUCGACAUAUUUUCAAAGUAAACAUUUGGUGACCUAAAAUCAGGAAAUGAUUACAAUAAAUGAAAGGUGAAAUUAAAAAUAACCUGUAACAGGUCACAGAUUAUGACAGACUAUUUUGUCUCUUCAUUCGCAUUGGAUAGGUUGAUUUAACAAGUUUAAAGUUUGGGGUCUUGGCCGAUAGCUGGGAUAGGGAUAUAGCCAAAUCAGUAAUUUGUGGUUACAGUAAUAAAACUUCAAUCCCUGUCAACCAUCUAAGGUUGUCACAAAUACAGAUGUAAAAUGAUACCAUACAAGGUGUUUGUUCACCCUUCUUUCAGGAUCUGAAUUUCUGCAGAAUUACUCUGCAUGAAAGGUUUAGCUCAUCAAAUUUCUCCACUCUCCCUUCCCCCCUUAGGAAGGAAUUGAGCCUAUGUGGGAAGAUGAGAGAAACAAGAAAGGAGGACGCUGGCUUGUAAACACACAGAAAAAUUUUAGGCAACAGGAGCUGGACAGAUUAUGGCUUGAAACAGUAAGGACUGAAUGAAGUAUUUGAUAUAUUUGGUUGAAUGAUGGUUUGUUUUUUAGUGUUAUUUAUCCUCUCCAAGGAACUGUCUAUGGAUGUUUCCAUGUCAUGUGAAAUAGAGUUCAAGGAUAUAUAUAUAUAUAUAUAUAUAUAGUUAUCAGGCAUAAGGUGGGUCUUUCAAUGGAUUAAUGAUACAGAUAAAAGCCAGACUGGAAUAGGACAGAGGUUCAAUAACCUCUGCACUUAAGUAGGGACACACCCAACUAAAGGAAUGGGGAAUGGAACAAUAGAAACCCACCUUCUUAACUUGGCUGUGUGUUAAAAUCUCAAGCAUAAGAAAGGUGCCUAAUGCCAUGAAACCAACACACUCUAAAUUGUAUUAGGUUUCAUUUCUACCUAAUAACUGCAUGUUGAUAAUAACAAAUAAUCUCUAGAUUUGGUUGAGAAUUUAAGAUUCUCACAGGUAUAUUGUACAUGUAUUUGACAACUUUAAGGUUGACUUCCAUUUUCCUUUUUUUUUUUUUUUUUUUUCUCACAGUUAAUGCUUCUCAUUGGAGAGUCUUUUGGUGAAUACUCUGAGAAUGUAUGUGGAGCUGUAGUUCAAAUUCGUCAAAAGGGAGAUAAACUGGCCAUAUGGACUGGCAAUGCGUCAGAUCAAGAUGCCAACUUAAGUAUAGGGUAGGUGUAUUAGUUACAUGCUUAUGUGUGUUUCAUCAAUAACCCUUGCUAUUUUUAGAAUUUAGAUAUUUUAUUCCCUCAUUGUGGUGAUGAAAUAUAUUAUUAUGUCUUUGAUAGAGCACUCUUGUGCUUGUCUGUAACUUUCUUCAUCUGUAGCCUCAUGGAACUACAGUCUGUAGUGAUUGAUAUCAUUUUGCUGAAUUAAUUGUCCCAUCUAGUAAAAGAGCCACAAAAUAUAAUGUAUUAGGCCUUUUUAACAGCCCAGAGACAUGUACAUGUAGUCUAACCAAAAUUGUUCCUCUUCCAGUGGGAACUUUUUAAAUUUAAUGGUUACUAUGAAAAAGGAAUCACAGAUUAAAGUUUUUUUAAUUUUUUUUGUUGUGUUUUGUUAGUUUUUUUCCUGUGGUUCCCUUUUUGAUGUUCAUAGAUUGUUUAAAGGUUACCUUGUUGUUGUGUUCUUUUUUUGGUUUGUAAUUAAUUGCCAGAGAAGCUUUAAAGAGUUUGUGCAUCAAGUGAAUAGCUGUUGGUUUUUUUGUUUGCUUGUUUGUUGGUUUGUUUUAUUUUUUUUUCUCCUUAGAGGGAGUCCCAAUAAACAUUGUUUCUUUUCUUUAUCAGACGUAAAUUUAAAGAGCGUCUCAGUCUUCCUGCCAAGCUAGUUAUAGGUUAUCAGGUAAGAAAACUAUAUAUGGUCUUCAAUUUGUGCCUUAAAGGUAUGUAGGUCUGAUAAUCACUUAGGGCAAAGGGUGAGAGGGAAGAAACUUGGCUUGGAAAGGGUCAAAACAGGUUGGAUUUUCUCAAGAUUUGCAGUCAGUUUUGCAAGAGAAGGAUGUUGCAUAUUGCCCAAAAGGAAAUGGUUUACAGUUGAUCAAAACACCAUUAUUGAAGUAAUGCUAUAACUAUAACCCUGCAAAGAUAGCCAGCUCUUACUUACAACUCUCACCCCCACCCCCUCUUCCUGAAGAGAUUCUUGAUAACUGGACUUGAAAGAUGGGCAGAAAUGAAUCCUAGCUACUAGCUAGCUCUUGUUUGUUUUUUCUAUUUGUUUUGUUUUAUUUUAUAUUAUUUUUGUAUUUUUUUGGAAAACAAAAAAAGGCUGUUUGAAAGCCUCUCACAAAUGAAUAUACUAUAAUUUGAUUUAAUUUUUUUAAGGCUCAUGAGGAUACUAUGACCAAGACAGGAUCAGUUACGAAAUCAAUGUUCACAUUAUGAUUAUUAAAGAACUGCUUAUAGACAAUGUCAGAAUAAUUAUCUGAUGUUUUAAGAAAACUUUAGGAUUUAUUCUAUUUAAGAGAGCUUGUAGGCUGUCAGAGCCAGAUUCCCUGCUCAUGAACACAAGGUUUACCUUCUGACUGUUGUGCGAAGGGAAAACACUAGACAAUGUAUGCAGCAUAAUUUAAUUAAACAAUGACUCCUUGGCCAUGUGGUGUGACUUAGCUGAAUUUUGCAUUUUAAAGAUGAACAAAUUCAUAGAUCAGGAGGAUGCAAAGGAGAUCAUGAUGAUAACAAUAAGGUUAACUAGCUCAUUUUACUAUAAUCAGUGUCCUUUCUCCAUACAACAGUCAGAUAUAAGUUGUGAAGACUUAAGCUCUUAAGCUCUUAAAGGCUCAUGAUGUGAGAGAUAAAAAUGAGGUUUGUUAUCGUACAGUGUAUACUGUACAGUUUCUAAGAAGUUAGGAUUAUGUGCAGACACAAAAGGAUCAAGUUUUGUGUCUCAUUUUGCAUUCAUGGUCCUCAUUCGUGCUGUCACUAACUCCCUGAUUUUAUGAAAUCUACAUGAUUGUAUGUGCAGUUCUUUGGCAAUUUGUACGCAAAGAUGUUCUUUAGUUUACAAAAUGCCAGUGGACUGGUAUCUUCAUUUGCCAGUAAAUGCAGCUUCUUUGCAUGUACACUAUCUUAAUUUAUCACAAGUCUAACAAUGUUUAGUGGUUCAUGUUGUAUCAUGUAUUGUAGUUGGUAGUUACAGUCAACAAAAUGCGCAAAAGUGCUUGUCAGCUUCUGAUUUAUUCCCUAUAUUAUGCAGCUUAAGGGUGGUACUUUUUUAAUUUACAUGCAUUUCUCUCAAAUGGGAAGAAAAAAUAAGUAAUUCUUUGGCCUCGUAUUAGAAUUUAAACAUGAAGAGUGUUCUGUUACACUGUAAUGACUGCCAUAGAACGUAAUAUUUGAACACGCGAGUUUUAUUUUCCAUUGGCAAGCUUUGAUUAGAUUAGGUCUUCAUGUACUAUUUCAAGUUGUGAUUACAUAAUAGUGAUAUUUCAGAAAAUAUACAGGCCUUGUUCUACAGGACUUCCGCCCUCUGUGCCCUAGUAAUUUGAGUACUUGAACCAAAGUUUACUUCCAUGGGACAACCCUUCCUCAGUUAUAAUAUUCAUUUACCUAUAGAGCGGUUGGUUUGGAUAUUAUUUGGGAACCUUACUGUGCCCUUGGAAACAAACUUAACUGCUGUGUUUUCAUGUUUAUAUUUUUGGAGCAUUCAUAGUAAGAGAUUUUCUUUUCAAGCCUGUAGUUUUACAGGAGAACAAAGGUGAAGCAGACUUAUUUAAACCUGAUUUGAAAUUAAAUUUCCUUUCAUUAAAUGGAACUGUGUGAUCUAACUGUGACCAAGCCUCAGUUGAAGAGGGUAGGUUACUUAGCACUUAACUCCUAAGAUUCUUCAGAGUACUAGUUCAAACUAUUUUACAAAGAUAGCCCUAUCAUUAAAUUAUGUUUAAUCACUUGCAUGUAUGUAUCACUUUGAGUACUGCGAAUGAAAAAGUUUAUUAUUCUGUACUUCCUAGGAUAGAAUGUAAUUGUUGCAUGCAAAUGAUUUAUAUCAACUUAAAUUUAAAAGUAACUAAUGGUUUUAUUGAGUCAUUAUGUGUAAAAUUAUUUUGAAAAAUUAACACAAGACUUAAAUUUCAAAACACGUUUGCUUGAUUCUCUGAGAAGUCUUCACCAGUCAGUGUUUUGUUUUCUCUAAAGGCAUGUAAUUAGCUUUGUUAUUGAAAUAAGGCAUCUUGGUCAUAGUAUUUGCUAUUAAAAUUUUUAAAUAGCUCUUGUUAGUGAGGACAGCAUUGAGUUUCUUCAUUUCCUUCGCGAGCUGGUUGUCCCAUAAGGCGUGGAUCCCACUUUAUUGCUAGGUCGUUCCAGUCACCCUAGUUUUUCAGACGUUGAGAUGAUCCUGUUCUCCUUUGCAGCCGUUGUUCAGUAAAAAGGCGCUCAAAACGAGGUUAAAAUUAAUAAUAGCAAUAAUAACUCCUAAAGAAUUGGCGCGCUGCUGUGUAAAAUAAGCCAAUUUACGCAUUCUCUACAUCUCUACACCGUGGACGAUUGUGGUCGCUCAGUCGUUGGUGACUCUCUCUAUUGGAUUUCAUUCAAUCCUCCCGAAUGCAGGGGCAUUAUUUUGGACUACUAGGGGUGACCAGGACGGUCGUAUAAGGAACAGGGUGUAGCAUUUCUCUUAAAUCUUCAUCCUUUCGCGCCUACGAGCGAUCAGUACUGAGUUAGAAGACAAGUGAAAUAUGCUGCAGUAGAUUGUUAUUCGGUGUUUAUUAACAUCUUUAGUCCUCAAAGGGAACUUGUGUAGAAUUACAUAGUAAUGAGAAGAGCAAUACUUAUCGCCAGAUUGCACUUGAAUUGAUAAAUUAAUUGAUAGAUUUUUAACUACCAGUGAAGUCUUGUUACUAAGGCCAUAUCUAUGUAAACUUCUCAUCUCAAUUCUCAAACUCGUCUAAGGAUUAUCACUUAUUCAGAAUCACCCAAACAAUAAUCCCCGAUCAAUCCUACAGGGACGUAUAAACAGUCUCUUGUUUACAGUUAAU
Pocillopora meandrina is the source of this 9592-nucleotide messenger RNA. Lineage: Eukaryota; Metazoa; Cnidaria; Anthozoa; Scleractinia; Pocilloporidae. The record is from the annotation of a GenBank genome assembly.